Molecule: messenger RNA, 339 nt
Organism: Dentiscutata heterogama
Lineage: Eukaryota; Fungi; Glomeromycota; Glomeromycetes; Diversisporales; Gigasporaceae
Source: the annotation of a GenBank genome assembly
UACGUAACUCCUGGCCGAAGAUUAUGUUUUUCCGAAGGUGUCACUGCAGGGCCAGGUGUAUAUGAACGUGGUGAAUAUCUUUACGCGAGUGUUGUUGGUGUUGUUCAAGAAUUAGCACCAACAACUGAAGGAGAGCCACGAAUUGUAACUGUAACGAGAGAGAAAGUUCAUUCAGCAGUUCCAGAUGUCGGUAGUAUUAUAACCGGUAAAGUCAUUCGCAUGACAACUAAAGAAGCAGUUGUUUCUAUAAUGGUUGUUGGUACCAUGCCAUGCAAAGAUGAUUUUCAGGGAUGUUCGCGCUACGGAAAAGGACAAAGUCAAAAUUUACAAUUGUUUUAG